Anolis sagrei ordinatus is the source of this 1460-nucleotide messenger RNA. The record is from RefSeq and is a predicted model, not a curated record. Lineage: Eukaryota; Metazoa; Chordata; Lepidosauria; Squamata; Anolidae.
AUGCAAACGUUAAUGGAUCACCUGCUGGACGCUCUCAGUUGGGCCAAUACGUUGGAGGGCAAUAAGCAGGACUCAGAGCUGGCCCAUCAAAGGAUCCACACAGGGGGAAAGCCACAUAAAUGCAUGGAAUGUGGAAAGAGCUUCAGUCAGAGUGGAUAUCUGCAUAUCCAUCAAAGAACCCACACAGGGGCGAAGCCACAUAAAUGCAUAGAAUGUGGAAAGAGCUUCAGUCUGUGUGCAAAUCUGCAUACCCAUCAAAGGAUCCACACAGGGGAGAAACCACAUAAAUGCAUGGAAUGUGGGAAGAGCUUCAGUGAAAGUGGGACUCUGCGUAAGCAUCAAAGGAUUCACGCAGGAGAAAAGCCACAUAAAUGCAUGGAAUGUGGAAAGAGCUUCAGUCGCAGUGAAAGUCUGCAUACCCAUCAAAGGAUCCACACAGGGGAGAAACCACAUAAAUGCAUGGAAUGUGGAAAGAGCUUCAGUGAAAGUGGGACUCUACGUAAGCAUCAAAGGAUUCACACAGGGGAAAAGCCACAUAAAUGCAUGGAAUGUGGAAAGAGCUUCAGUCAGAGUGGAGAUCUGCGUACCCAUCAAAGGAUCCACACAGGGGAGAAGCCACAUAAAUGCAUGGAAUGUGGAAAGAGCUUCAGUCAGAGUGGAUAUCUGCAUAUCCAUCAAAGGACCCACACAGGGGAGAAGCCACAUAAAUGCAUGGAAUGUGGAAAGAGCUUCAGUCAGAGUGGAUAUCUGCGUAUCCAUCAAAGGACCCACACAGGGGAGAAGCCACAUAAAUGCAUGGAAUGUGGAAAGAGCUUCAGUCAGAGUGGAUAUCUGCGUAUCCAUCAAAGGACCCACACAGGGGAGUAGCUACAUGUCAUAUAUACUUGAGUAUAAGCUGACUGAAUUUAAGACGAGGCACCUAAUUUAGCACAAAAGCUGAGAAAACUUAUUGGCUUGAGUAUUAGUUGAGGGUGGGAAAUGCAGCAGCUACUGGUAAAUUUCGAGAAUAAAAAUAGAUAGCAAUAAAAUUACAUUAAUUGAGGCAUCUAUAGGUUAAAUGUUUCUGAAUAAUUGCAUAAAAUUGUAAUUUAAGAUAAGACUGUAACUCUGAUUAAAACCUUCUUCAGUGUAAAUGUGCUUAUGUAUCCCUCCAAUAAUAAUAAAUAGGGCAAAAUAAUAAUUGUAUUAAUAAUAAUUAGAGAAAAAUAAUAAAUAAUGAUAACACAAUAAAAUAAUAAAUGUAAUAGCAAUAGAGUAAAAUAAUAAAUGUAGUAAUAGUGAUAGAGUAAAAUAAUAAAUGAUAUAAUAAUAGAAUACAAUUUUAACUACAGUAUACAUUUUGGGGGAAAUGCUGUGUGUAUAUGAAUAAUAAAAAGUGGGAAAGACUGACUUGGGAAGGGGGUGAGAAAGAAGGAAAGGAAACGGAGGAAAAGUUGGAAUGGUUGGAGUGUUUGGAAAAA